Molecule: messenger RNA, 808 nt
Organism: Amphimedon queenslandica
Lineage: Eukaryota; Metazoa; Porifera; Demospongiae; Haplosclerida; Niphatidae
Product: F-box/SPRY domain-containing protein 1-like
Exons: 3
Coding region: 15-773 (252 amino acids)
Biological process (GO): proteasome-mediated ubiquitin-dependent protein catabolic process; synapse assembly involved in innervation
Cellular component (GO): SCF ubiquitin ligase complex; synapse
Molecular function (GO): protein binding
Source: RefSeq, a predicted model, not a curated record
CACUCCUAAACAAAAUGGCUGACAUGAUGUCUCUCCUACCCCAUUUCGUAUUAGAGAGAAUAUUCAUAUACACCAGUUUUAAAGACCUCAUAAGAUGUAGUAUGGUAUGUAAGAAGUGGUACAGUCUCCUCAGCGACGAGGACUCCGUCAUUUGGCGAGCCAAAUUCGAAGACGCGGGCACAAGACAUUUCAGAAACUCAAAACACCUCUCAGAGCUACAGACCUUUAGAUCCAAAGCCCUCGCUUAUGAGUGCGCCUGGAACGGACAGGACGCUUCCAAGAACAUAUACAUCAAGGACGACUGCCUAACUCUACAUAGAAAACCAGUGGCCCAAUCAUCAGACGGUAUAAGAGGAAAGACAGGGUUUCUAAGAGGACAGCAUUACUUUGUCGUCAUAUUUCAAGGUCCUAGUUUCGGCUCUGCGGCUCUAGUGGGCGUGUGUACAAAAGAUGCUCCAAUGCAGAAGGGUGGGUAUGUACCAUUACUGGGUAAUAAUGAACACGGUUGGGCCUGGGACCUCUCACAAAAGAAGUUGAAACAUGACGGGGAGGUGUUAGAAGAAUCAAUUGAAGUUGACGUAAAAAUAAAGGACAAGAUAGGGAUGAUGCUUGACAUGGAAACCGGUCGACUAGAAUUCGACAUAAACGGAGAAUUUAUAAACGUAGCAAUAACAAAUCUACCACGGGAUAAGCCACUCUAUCCCUCAGCAUCAGCAGUGUAUGGGAAUAGUGAGAUAACACUCAUUUAUUAUGGGAAACCAGUAGUGGGCUAGGGAGCUUAUUAGUGACUGGUAUAGUAGUACAAAGA